Ectocarpus sp. CCAP 1310/34 is the source of this 577-nucleotide messenger RNA. The record is from the annotation of a GenBank genome assembly. NCBI's taxonomy places the organism in Eukaryota, Phaeophyceae, Ectocarpales, Ectocarpaceae.
UCCGUCUCACUGGUCGACAACACCGACACUAGGCGCUGUGCACUUGUCGCACAGCUAAACCCUCGCGCCCGCUUGCUCUGCUCAAAUCACAGCAUUGCAUGAUAUCGUCAUACCCUUGCAAGAGAGUAAGUGCCCAAGGACCACCAGACUGUCCUCUUGCAUAGAAGGCCAAACAGGGAUAGACACGGACGUGCAUCUCUUCUUGCGAACCUAGCCACGGUUGUCAUACCACUCCAACGCUGUUUUGUUGCUUCUGCCAACGCACCCGCAGGUGGUGCAGGACUUCCAGGACUCCGUGCUGGACUUCCCGGUUUCUGCCGCUCGGCGGGCCACCGGCAAGGGUAACCUCAAGGCGUUCCACGUCUACGGGGGACGCGAACUGGAGAAGCAGUUCACCAGGAAGGUCGCAGUGCCGCUGGACCUGCACAUGCUCUGCGAUGCGGAAAACGAGCAGGUGGAGCCCGCCGGGGACGUGGAGACCAAACAGUGCCUCGCGGAGCGGAAGGUGCAGGCUUUCGCUCACCGCAUGAACGGAGGCUAUAAGACCAAGAAGGCCCGGGAGUUUCAGAAUGCAUGA